Molecule: messenger RNA, 7745 nt
Organism: Pantherophis guttatus
Lineage: Eukaryota; Metazoa; Chordata; Lepidosauria; Squamata; Colubridae
Product: syntaxin-binding protein 4-like
Molecular function (GO): protein binding
Source: RefSeq, a predicted model, not a curated record
AAUAAAUUUCAUAAAUCUCUCAUCUCCUUCUCUUCUCUUACCACAGGAUCUUCAUUUUGUUUCCAUGCCUAGGAAAAUUCUAAAAUUCUUCUUUGCUUGGUCUCCUCCCGAGUCAAGGAGAUGUCCUCAAUUGUGUGGGGGGGAAAACCUCAACUUCCCUAAUAGCAUUUCUAAAAUUCAGGGGCCCAGAAAAAGCCCCAACCCUAUGUCCAGCACCCAUUGCCUGCCUGCUCGCUUCCCAAGACCUCCUUCCAACGGUUGGUGCAUUUCUCAGCAUUUCCCCACCCCCACCCCCAAACCCAGCUGCAUUGAUGCACCGCUGCCUGUGGCCCAUCUCUGUUUUUCAAAGUUCUGGAGAAAGAUUCUUUGCCUGAACCGAGAGAAGACAAGAGGUGGGGUCCCUGUGCAUCUCGCUGUCUCCAUCCCUUCGACGUCCAUCCUUCUGUCGUUCUAUCUGGACCCAGCAGCACUAAAACCUUGGAAGCCCUUCAGAUGACGCUACCCUCAAGGGAACAAAUCUUUGGGAUUAACUAAAGAGUCACAACAUCUGUUCCUAGGACACCGCGUUCCAAAGGCUGCCGGAGCAAAACCAUCAAUCCACUUUCGUUAGCGGCAAGGUCCUGGAGAGAGAAACGGUCAAAGGCAGGGCUGAAAAUCAUCCGCAAACAUUCUCUUUCCAGAAAAGACCGCUUAGAUCCCAUUGUGGAUGGUUUGGAUCCCCUGGGAGGAGAAGGCCACUCACUCUCUUUCCAAGCCGUGUUUUGGGGUUACAGAGAUGGCGUUGCAGCUGAGAGAUUGGACCUGCUGUUCCCUCUCAGACUGUUGCUGGGAAGAGUAAAGAAUUCCAGAUAUCCAGUGAAGGGCAGAAUGUCCUAUCUGAAGCCAGGGGGAAGCGAUCUAGAACGUUUCGAUGGACUUUCCCUCAUUUAUUGGACAUUAAUGGGACCACAUGGGAUGGAUCGUCACAUGCAUUGUUUUGACUUCUACGACUGUGCCAAUGGCUUGGGUAUCAAAGUGAUCGGUGGCAUUAAAGAAUUUACGGGUGAGGAAUAUGGAGUUUAUGUCAAGAGAAUCCUACCAGGGGGAGUGGCUUACAUUGAUGGUCGUCUACAACCAGGAGAUCAGAUCUUAGAAGUGAAUGGGGACAGCCUGAUUGGUGUUACUAACGAGAGAGCCGUGGACAUCCUAAGGACAGCCUCUGGCACCAGUUAUAUGCGCCUUCUUGUCACCAGAGAUGACGAUGCUCGCAAGGAAUUCUCUGAACUGCUGGAAAAAUUUGGAUCUCAUAGCAGCACAUGUUCUACGCAGAGUUCACCUACUUCUCAUACUGGAAGCAGGUCCUUGGGAAGCACCUCGUCUGGCUCCUCGUCUUGUUCCCAGAGCCCUCUGCUCCUGAGCCCAACCCAUUCCCAUGGGAUGUUGUUUGGAAAUCCAGGACAAACCCACCCCUCCAUCUCACACUGUUCCAUUGGAUCCGGGAUCCAAAGUGUCUCCAUAAGAAAGUUUUCCGACUUGGGGUUAACCAUUAGUGGAGGAACCAACCGAUCAGAUGGACCAAUGGUUUACGUCCAUGACGUCCAACAGGAAGGAGACUGCAAUAAGGAUGGAUGCCUGCAAGUGGGAGACCAGCUAAUUGCUAUCAAUAAAGACUCGUUGGUGGGUGCUACACACGAGGAGGCUAAAAGGAUAGUUGCAAAGAAUUUGUUCAGGCAUGAAGGAAACACAGAAGUGGCCUUCAUUCCAGGAAGGGGACAACUUCAUCCAGGACAUUGUGCAAACAACGGUGCUCACUCAAUGUCCACAAGGCUGGGAGAUAACAGCAUGGCUCCUCCUGGGAGGUGGAAGGUCCAUGUGAGACCCCCAGAGAGCAGACACAAUAGCCACUUUCCUGUGCCUUCUCCAUCUCCAGAUGUCUGCCCACCAGAGUGCAUCAUUUCCGCUCCUGCUUCUCCUUCAAGCCAGGAAUCGUCUUCAACCCCCAAGCCUAAAGUACCCCUGGACCCUCACGUUCGUCUCAAGGAUGGCAAACUUGAAUUGAUGUUACAGUACUUAAACCUAGAUAUGAGCGAAGAGAAGAAAAGGCAGUUACGGCAGAGACUGACAACUGAUUCCCAAGGCACAGUAGCCUACGGAGAUUUCCUCCACGCUCUCAAGGACUUGCUUCCAGAAGAAGACACAGAUCUCCAUUCAAAUUCUGCACUUUUCAGUCCUCUUGAAGUGGCUACUUUGCUGGACACGUCUGCUUUCCAUUCUCCGAUGUCUGACUCUCUCAGUUCCAGUGAGAACGAGAAGCUGGAUAACCUACAUCUGGAAAUGGUGGUGUUACAGGAGGAAGUCCAGAGGCUGAAGUCUCUCCUGAAGGAGGUGGAAAGCAAUAAGAAGUCUAUGGAAGACCAGCAUCACAAAUUAAAUCAGAAGGCGUUGAGCUUCCUCCAAGAGAACCAAUGUCUGCAGAACAAGCUGCAAGCCGCGGAAGUCUUCCGGUGGCGAGCCCAGAGCGCGGAACAGGAUUACGAAGAAGUCAUCCACCUGUUGGAAGCUGAGAUCAUGGAGCUGAAAUCCCAGCUGAUGGGGAAGAAGAACAAGGAGCUUUUGGAAGCAGAGAGCGAUGCCUUAGAACUGAAGAAACACCUGUCCUCGGUGAACGAACAGUUGCAGAAGUCCGAGGUCGCCCAGAAGCACCUGGAAAUUUACAACAGGAAACUGCUAUUGUUUGUUCAGCAUGCGCACAGAUUACUGAGCUCGUCUUGCUCUUUACCAAAAAAGAGGAUUGACAGCCAAGAGGAUGAGGACAAGACAAAAGAGGUUUCAGAAACUACCCUUCUCUCUUCAGAACUUGCCAGAAUGUUGAUCGCAGAAGGCAAUGAACUGUUGGAGAAUAACUCAUUGUCAAGUGCUACAAGAGAUGCUCUACUGCAAGAUUGGGACGACUGCCAAGCAGACGAGAGGUCCCCCAACUAUGAAUAAUGAGGAACGUGGGACCAUUUCCUCCAGAAGUUAAAGACUUUUUGGGCCAUUUCUGGUCCACAACGCUCCUUCAGCAUGAACCUUCUUUCAGUUGUCUCCACUGCUUCCUCAAGGUCUGAAAGAACAAGAACAAUGGCAGCUAUGAUCUCUGGAAAGUCAUUUCCGGAGGGCAGGUUAAGAACCCUAGAAUCCUAGACUUGGAAGGCAUCAUGAGAGCUUCUAGUCCAUCCCUUUCCACAGGGCAGGAAUCCUCACACCCUUCUAGGCAAUAGAGCUUGCCCAGCCUUGGAUGAAAAACUCCACUGAUGGAGCUCCAGAACUUCAGGAGGCGAACUGUUCUACAUAUAUUCCAUUUGGAUAGGUCUCUGUAAAGCUUUAUUUUUGCUUAUUUAUCUAAGCCCUUGCUGGGGAGAAUAACCAGAGGACUGUCACUUAAAUCAUGGUGAUUUUUACAAGAGCCUUGGUAGUACAGUGGUCUAAAGCAUCCUGUUAUUAAGACCAGAUGCCUGCAAUUACUGCAGGUUCAAAUCUCGCCAGGCUCAAGGUUGACUCAGCCUUCCAUCCUUUCUAAGGUAGGUAAAUUGAGGACCCAGUUUGUGGGGGCAAUAAGCUGACUUUGUAUAAAAUAUACGAAAGGAUGAAGGCUAUUGCUUAGCACAUUGUAAACUGCCCUGAGUCUCCGGAGAAGGGCGACAUAUAAAUCAAAUUUUAAAAAAAUUUAACUGGGAUUUAAGCGAGGGGGAAAGGUAAAAUUUUCACUUAGUUUUUGCACUGUGUGUAUGCAUGCAUUAAUGCUGUUUUCUGUACAAUUCUGGGCUCUUUUUUAGAUGAAAUAUAGUAUUACCCUAUGGUACUUCCCCAGGUCAGGAGUUUGGCAGCCUCUUUUAUCCCAACGAACAGAUUUCGUUAGAGAGCUCGUGAAAGUUUAUGCCUUGUAAUUAAAUUUUAUUCACCUGAAAAGGAGUUACCAGAUGCCUCUUGAUUUAUGGGUGGAAGAAAUUAUAAAUAGAGAACAGAUAAAGAGAAAUAAAACUGAUCAUGAGCACGGCCAUCAUUUCUGUGCACCCAAUCCUCAACAGAUAGUCAGUGAAAAUGAUCUGCAUUCAGAUCAAAUUUUUAACCCCCGUUUCUCUCCAAGGAUUCUGUUGGAUGCUUAUCCUACGGUUGGGUAGAUAAUAUAUAGAAAACUAUGUUCUGUAACUUUAACUGCUACAAGAUGACUAAUUGGCUGUGCUAAGCAGACAUAAAAGAAGGCAGGAAGUUCAUUCACUUCUGCUCCUGCUAUUAGAAGAUUGAACUGCUGAAAGGAACUGUGUCUGUGUUACUGGAGAGAACUGGAAUUGUAAGCAAAUGAUGUUUUUGUGUUGAACCGUGAUUAUUUGAAGAAGUGUUAUCUUUGUUUUGAGAAGCCAAGUUUGUUUUACUACAAGUAAAGACUUUAUUUUUCUUUAAACGUUCAGAGUCUGUGAGUAUCUGUGUAUUUUGCUAAGCAACGUAUCUAUUCGCUGUCUGGUCCGUUGCACCACUUUGCAGAGGGCAGUUUUACCCUCAACACUGGUUAUGGGCCCAGUGCCAGAGUGUGUGUACCAGUUACAGCAAUAAGAGAGUUGUGACACACAUUAUUGCUCCAGACGUUCUGAUACGUAUUUAAUAUCAUGGUGAGGAUGGCACAAGGUCAAGCUCCCAACUUAUCGCUGGUUACCCGGCUGGAUGGCACCAACUACAAAUCCUGAUCCACCAAGUGCAGUCUCCUGAUGCGCAAAGAAGGGCUAUGGAAUGUAGUGCAGAAUCCACCAGAUGUGACCUCCUGGAAUGCUGACGAUGCUGAGGAUGCCAGGAAGAUAGCCGAGUUCCAGAGGAAGAAUGAGAGUGUAUUGUGUAUUAUUGGUUUGUCUCUAGAUGAUACCCAGCUUGUUCACAUCGAGGGUGAACAGUCUGCUGCAAGAUGCUGGGGCAAUUUGAAACGUGUUUAUGUUCAUGACACUGUGGGGGCACAAAUUAACAUUACACAAAAGUUGUUUCACACAUGACUCCUUAAGGGUAGUGACAUGUUAACACAUCUGAAUUGCAUAAAAAGCAUUUUUCGAGAGCUACAUCAAAAGGAGGUGGUUUUUUCCGAGCAGCAACAGGUUUAUAUACUGUUAUCAUCGCUAGAUGAGAGCUACGACGACGUAGUAACAUCAUUCUGAAGGUCUCACAGCAGCUACCCUCCAUGGUCACAUGACCCCAUUUCUGGUGCUCAAGAAACGGCCUACAGUCAUGGAUGUUUGUAGCAUCCCCUAGUCACAUAUCUGCAUUUUGUGCUUCUGUACCAGAGACAUAUUCCUUGUGUGUCUAAUCACACUUGGCCAAAUAAAUAAAGUAUAGUAUUUUAUGAUGGUUUUGCUGAAAAACGGCAUUUACUUCUGGUCUAGGGUGGGCUUCAGAUCCUUUGGCAACAGACUUCUGGUUGAUAUCGCAGUGGGAAUGGAUUGGAAAAUAGUGGGCUCUGAUGAGCUGCACAAAAUCCAGCCGGACAAACCGCUGCCAGGAGGCUUUUGAGCCAUAGCCAUCUUGUAGGGACGGUGAAGAAAGGGUAUGUGUUUUGUGGAUUGCGAGGAAUUGGCAAUUUCCUCCCUGGAACAGAAACAGCUCUCCCGAAGUGGCAGCAGGUGCGGCAGCCAUCAUAUGGUGGCCACCUUGAAGCUGGGACAACCGAACCGAAAAAUUGUGCAGGAGUAGCAAUUGGAUGGAGUUCUAGAACUGGGUGAGAUAAAUGCCAAUUUAUACUAAGAAAAAUCAAAAUUGAAGUUUUAAAAGAAUUUCUGAGCUUUGACUAGCGACUAUUUGACAUUUGGGAAAAAAAACAUACACGUGGAACAAAGAGAAGGUGUGGAUUGUAAUAUAAAGUAUCUAACAGAAAGUCUUGGAUUUGGAAAAUUGGGAAAAGCAAAUGAUUUUUAAAAAGAAAAAAAAUGAUUUUUGGAAGAAAACAAUAAUUUAUAAGAGAACUUUUAAAAAUCAUUGGACACUUUGACAGACAAUUGGAUAAAAUAGCCUGCUUUGUAAUGGAGUAGAAACAGAGAGUGCCGUCUGCUGGAGGAAAGAAAAAGUACUGUAACAUUCUACUCAAAUAGACAAAACAGAAGAAAUAGCAGCUGGAAAUUUUGACCUUGGCCAUCUAGAAGAAGAUAAUUUGGACACUGUGAGAAUUUUACAUCUGUUUUACAACUGGGUGGUUGUUUUAUUUCCCGUCUCUUCUGGAAGAUAGCUUUAUAAUUGGAUUCGACUGUUGUUGAAUUUGGACAAUAAUUAAUAAUUGAGAAUAACAUUUUAACUUUAAAGAACAAAGGAAUAAUCGAAAGAAGAAGAAAAAGAAGAGAACUAUAUUGACUUAAAAUUCUGGCUAAGUGCAUAGAGAUAUAAUUGCGGAGGUAUUAGUAACCUUUUAAAUGGUCAUAAAAUGGAGUUGCAGAUGUAUGAAGAGUUACUUUUGAUGUUUAAAAGUAUGCGUAAAUCUUUAAUAGGCAAAAAAGAAACUGAAAAUUUAUUUAAAUAUACAAGAAAAGAAAAUGAAGAGAAGUUGGAAGAGGGAAAUUUAAAUGAGAAACAAGAAAUUAACAAUGUUGAAGAGAAAAUAUUAAAAGAUAGAAAUCAGAUUGAGAGCAUUAUAGAAAUGGUUGGGUAAGUAAAAAGCGCAGAGAGGAAAGGGGGGGAAUUCCCCCUAAAAAAGAAACAGGCGAAAGGAAAGAAGGGGAAAAUCUGGAAGAGACAAGGGAAAGUUUUGGUGAGGGAUGCUCAAAUAAUACAACAAAAAAAGAUAAAAGGAAGACAGAAGAUGAAAUGUAACAUAUAUAUAUAUAUAAGAGAAUUGAGAAGUUAGAGAGAGAUAAAGGGUCAUGCAAAAAAUUAUUAGAAAAGGGGAUGCUAAAAAGAUUUAGAGAUGAUGGUUAAAGAUGAAGGAUGAUGGGGUAAAAAUUGGCAAAUAUAUAUAUCUGAGAUAGAUUAAUAAAUGGGAAUGGGAAAGUAGACAAUAUAAUAAUAGUAUUUUUGAUAGUUUUUAAAAUUAGAAUGGAAUUUUAAUUGUUAUAGUAGUGGUAAGAGAGAAGAAUUAUAGGAUAUAGAUAUACUGUGAUGCUAGCUAGAUGAAAGCAUUGAAAAUGAAAUGAUAAAGAAGUAUGUAAGAAUAAUAUGGUAGAAAUUGAAAAAAUAUGAUAUGGUGGGAAAUGAUUAUAAGUGAAUAUAUGAUAAAGGUGAAUGAAUAGAGUUUGUCUGCAUUAAAUCUUAAUAGAUAGAAAUGUGAAAAUAAGCAAUUUGACAAUAUUAUUAAUUUUGAUAUCAAUGUAAAUUAAAAUGGACAUUUUAAAAUGUUAAUUGUAAAGAGAAUAACAAUGUUGAAAUCAUGAAAGUGACUAUUUUUGCAAAGAAGAAGGAAUAGAACAUGUUUGUGAUAAACUACAGCAGAUGGAAAGCUGAAAAUAAAUAAUCUCAGGAUAUUAUUAAUUUUGAUAACAAUGUAAAUUAAGAUGAAUAUUUUAUUGUUAACGUUUGGGUAGAAGGAAUUAGAGAGACACUUCUGGAAAUGAAGAAAGAAUGUAAACAACUGGAGUAACUGAGAAGCAGCAUAAGGUGUAAAGUGAAGUUAUUUAUAUAAAAUUGAAAAAGAUGAAAAAAUAAUGGAAAGAAAAUAUUACUAUUAUUAAUAAUAAUGACCCAAUUAAUGAUUGUCAUGACCUACAAUUAUGACGGGCAGGUUCCUUUAUAGUCAUAAGUCAAGGACUACCUGUAUGAUGGCCAAG